Messenger RNA from Neocloeon triangulifer, 476 nucleotides. RefSeq names its product cuticle protein 19-like. The transcript has 3 exons. The record is from RefSeq and is a predicted model, not a curated record. The coding region runs from base 71 to 352 and encodes 93 amino acids. NCBI's taxonomy places the organism in Eukaryota, Metazoa, Arthropoda, Insecta, Ephemeroptera, Baetidae.
UCGGCAUGGCUCCUACCACCGCAUCAUUCCUCUCUCGAUCGACCAACACUCGCUACCAGUACACACAGUCAUGGCUGCACUUAAGGUUGUCGUCCUCCUUGUGGUCCUGGUGGCCGCCGUUUCAGCCCAGGAAGGAUAUGGACAUGGACACGAUGAUUACCAUGCGCACCCUCAGUACAAGUUUGAGUAUGGAGUCCACGACUCGCACACCAAGGACAUCAAGCAGCAGAGCGAGCACCGCGACGGAGGCCACACCGACUCCGAGUAUCAGGUGCUCGAGGCUGACGGCAAAAACACCCGCCACGUGAAGAUCACCGUCGACUCUCAGCCCAUCCACGGACACCACGGUUAAUCAAAUCGUUCCUCAUCCCGAUCCAAUCGACCUCCUCCUAUCGUUUAACGACAUCGGACUAAAUGUUAAGUUUGAACUUUAUUGUGAUUUUUCUAAUUAGGAAAUAAAUGUUUUUUUAAGAAAA